This is a messenger RNA of Dipodomys spectabilis (banner-tailed kangaroo rat), 1310 nucleotides long. It is a transcript of the gene Hykk, whose product is annotated as hydroxylysine kinase. Lineage: Eukaryota; Metazoa; Chordata; Mammalia; Rodentia; Heteromyidae. The transcript is spliced from 5 exons. Bases 146 to 1300 code for a protein of 384 amino acids. The record is from RefSeq and is a predicted model, not a curated record. Gene Ontology annotation, molecular function: amino acid kinase activity.
GCGGAGCUGGGAGGAGCCAAUCAGAAGUCGCCGCUGGCGGGGCUGGGCGCGGCCCCUCCUACUCUACCUGAGUGCGCGGCGGCGGGUGGAUCGCUGCGCGGCGCACCGCGGGUUCGGACCUGGACGUCGGACCGUGGCGGGUAUAAUGUCAAGUGGAGAUGCGCACCCGUCCCCGGCCCUCGCCAAGCCCACGUUCACCGAGCCACAGGCCUCUGCGCUGGUAGAGUCUGUGUUUGGGUUCAAAGUGUCCAAGAUCCAGCCACUUCCCAGCUAUGAUGACCAGAACUUCCACGUUCACAUUUCACGCCCCAAAGAUGGUGCGGACAGGCCCCUGGAGUAUGUCCUCAAAAUCAGCAACACGGAAUGCAGCAAGAACGCCGAGCUGAUUGAAAUGCAGAAUGAGAUCAUCAUGUUCCUCAAAGCAGCUGGCUUCCCUACUGCCUCUGUGUGCCGCACAAAAGGAGACAGCACCACGUCCCUCAUGUCCAUUGACAGUGGAUCUGGAAUCAAAAACCACUUGGUGAGGCUGAUGACGUAUCUCCCGGGCAGACCCAUUGCCGAGGUUCCUGUUGGCCCCCCGUUGUUGUAUGAAAUUGGAAGACUAGCUGCCAAGUUGGAUAAAACGUUGGAGACAUUUCAUCACCCCAAACUGAGUCUCCUCCACCGGGAGAAUUUCAUCUGGAAUCUGAAGAAUAUUCCUCUUCUGGAGAAAUUUGUGGAUGCCCUGGGCCACAACCGAAACCGGGAGAUUGUCGAGCAAGUCAUCCAGCUGUUCAAGCAGGAAAUCCUCCCCAGAUUAAGUCAUUUUCGAGAGUGUCUUAAUCAUGGCGACCUGAAUGAUCACAACAUUCUAGUGGAGGCCAGCAGAGUGCCCUUCGGCGAUACCCCGUACCAAGUCUCGGGCGUCUUGGAUUUUGAUGACAUGAGCUUCGGGUACUACGUGUUCGAAGCAGCCAUCACCAUCAUGUACAUGAUGAUCGAGAGCCAGGACCCCCUGCACGUGGGAGGCCAUGUGCUCGCUGGGUUUGAGAGUGUCAUCCCCCUGACGGCCGUGGAGCGGGCUGCUUUGUACCUCCUUGUCUGCAGCCGCUUCAGCCAGUCCCUCGUUAUGGCUGCCCACUCCUGCCAGCUGCACCCAGAGAAUGAAGAAUACCUCAUGAUCACGGCCAAAACAGGGUGGAAGCACUUGCAACUGAUGUUUGAUAUAGGCCAGCAAGCUGUAGAAGAGAUCUGGUUUCAGACCGCCAAGUCUUAUGAAUCUGGGCUCCCCCCUCCAGGACUGGAUCAAAGUUCACAUUAAAUUGGAUGAU